This is a messenger RNA of Dictyostelium purpureum, 627 nucleotides long. RefSeq lists its product as uncharacterized. The coding region runs from base 1 to 627 and encodes 208 amino acids. The transcript has a single exon. NCBI's taxonomy places the organism in Eukaryota, Evosea, Eumycetozoa, Dictyosteliales, Dictyosteliaceae. The record is from RefSeq and is a predicted model, not a curated record.
AUGUUUGACAAAAUAAACGAACAAUCACAAGAACAACAAGUUGAAGAAUUAAAUAACAUUAAUCAAUUAACACUUAAAGUUGAUGAUAUUAAAAUCAGUAGCUCUAACAACGAAUCAAAAAUCACAGAUGAUUCAUCAAAUACCACUACUAAUACUGUCCUCGUUUUAACAAACAAUGAAACCACUAGAAAUGUUAUCAAAGAAUUUUAUGAUAAUUUACCAAAAGAUAAGAAAGAAAGAAAAACAUAUUUAAAGAAUUUCAAACAAUCAAUAAAACAAGAAAGAUCCAAACUAAAAGAGAUUAAGAAAUCAAUGAAAUAUGAUACAAAAACAUCAAAAGUCGAAAAGAAAUGUGAAAAAAAAUGUGAAAACAAAUGUGCAAAGAAUGCUAAAUAUGGUCGUCGUCAUAACUUCACUGCUCCAGCCACCAAUGGCUCAAAUGAUGAUUAUAAACAAAGAAAAUAUCAAUAUAAAUACCAAUCAUUACAAAAGAAAAGAGUAAUCUUAUUAACAAAACUUCAACAUAUCGACUCAAAACUUCAAUUCUUUAACUCUACCCCAGUUCCAGCCCAAACCUCUCCAUACUAUCAACAAGCUGCUCCACAACAAUAUUCAUUCUACCAUUAA